Acanthaster planci (crown-of-thorns starfish) is the source of this 6765-nucleotide messenger RNA. Its product is annotated as alpha-galactosidase MYORG-like. Gene Ontology annotation, biological process: carbohydrate metabolic process. Gene Ontology annotation, molecular function: hydrolase activity, hydrolyzing O-glycosyl compounds. The record is from RefSeq and is a predicted model, not a curated record. Lineage: Eukaryota; Metazoa; Echinodermata; Asteroidea; Valvatida; Acanthasteridae.
UUCACAUAAUGAAGCAACGUGAGGAGAGAACAAGGGGGGGGGUAUUAGAUAACAAUAGUCUAGAGUGUGUAUAGCGAUUGGACAUGUUGGGGGUACCCCUCGGUCUCAUUUCUUGCUGGAUAUAGAAAUUCAUGCUGACAUAGACGUAGCCUUAGUUGUACAUGUGUACACGGGAAAAACGAAACUGGCUGCGCCAGCAAUAAAUUACAGUGUUCGUAAUCCGCCGCGGGUAAACGUACACGCAUACGUAUAAAUGUACAUUAAUAGGUCACGUCUAUGGCGGAGUAUAUGUACAUGUACGCAGGGCCCUGAUUACGGGUCGUUGUAGGCCGUACUAUUGCUGUACAUGUGAAGUACAUGUAUCCAACAUAGGGCCUCAUCAUGGAUGAUGACGAUAAACUCAUUGAACUGGAUAAAUACCGGGGAGCUCAUGAAAACAGCACUGAGAAUGCGUCAGCAUCCACGCCUUCCACUUCCCAAGUCGUCGUCGACACAGAGGGGAAUGGGUCCAUCUCUCUGGAAGUGCCUCAGAUUGACCACAGUGACAUCAAGAAGCGAACGAGCAGCACUGUGGAUCCAGACAAAGUGGACAUUGCCAAGCCCAUACGAAUCUUGAAGAGGCCUCGUGAGAUCAAACUCAAGAUCACUGUUGUCUUGCUUUUCUGCCUCAUCAUUGCAUCCACCACUUGCAUCCUGGUUUUCUACGUGGAAGAGCCGUUGCAUUACAAAGUCGGAGAUGCCGUCUUCUAUGCAGUCUCCCGGGAGUUUGACGUGCACUUUAAUGGGGCCAACAUCACCAGGGGCCUCAUUGGAAGGAAUCUGCCAGACAUGUUGCCAUCAUCUUGUGACCCUUUUGACUCAAGGAACUUAUGUUUGGAAUACACAGACAUUGCAAAACUGUUGAUUCACUGGGAGCAACUGUCGGGGGUGGACUGCUACAACUUGACCUGGGAGGCAUUUUCUCACGACCUGGUCCAUCGAGACUGCUACAGCUUUGAAAAUAUCCACUGGUAUGGAGGGAGUGUGUCAGCCAAUCAGCAGUGGCCAUUGGAGAAGAUGAACCUAUCACGUGCGCCAUUUGUGUCAGGCCACAAAGCCAGCAGUUUUGGACCAGUUGUGGAGCGUUUCUGGAUUGCCUCACAUGGGGUUGGGAUAAUGGUUAAUGAUGAGUCACCACUGUUUGUCAGCAUCAAUGAAGAUGGUCAGAAAUUGUGUUUUGAAAGCACAUAUCACGACUCACCCUUUCCUAACCCCAACGAGGAGCUUCCCAAACUUCAGUACACCUUGUGUGCUGCUGUUGACAUGCCAUCAGUCCACCAAAAGAUGACCAACAAGUUCAGUAAGAAGCCUCACGCUUUGCCCCACCAGGCUUUGUCAAAGAGCCCCAUGUGGUCUGUGCCUGCAUGCUACAGGGAGAAUGCUUUUAACGAGACAAUGCUUCUAGAGUUUGCUACUGCUAUUUACAACAGCAGUUUGGGGGCAAAGUCUUUAGAGAUCCCUUGUGAUUAUAUGACCAGCGAAGGUGAUCUAGCAUUCGAUGCAAUGAGAUUCCCUAGUAUAGCAACUACUCUGGCACAGAUCCAGGAGUUUGGCUUGGACGUAGGUGCUAGAGUUACACUGUUCAUGAGCACCAACUCCGAGGCCUUUCUAGAAGGUCUCCAGCAUCAAUAUUUAGUUGAGGACCCCAGAUCACAAGUCCCUGGACUCACUAAAUGGAAAGAGGGCGUGGCGGGACUUCUAGAUGUCACCAGCACUAAUGCCACCGCUUGGUUCCGGAGUCGACUGAAGAGUCUUCAGAGUAUGUCUGGGGUUGGUUUCUUUACAUUUGACUACGGUCAAGUGAGCUACCUUCCAGUUGAAUUCCAAACGGUGGAAGAUCUUCGGAACCCGUGUACUUUCACAGAGCGAUACGUUGAACUUGCAAAUGAGACUAACAGCCCUGUCAUCGUGCGUUCUGCUUUCCAGUCCCAAGACAUUCCGGUCAUAAUGCAAACCAUUCCAAAGACGUCAGUAUGGGGUUAUGAAAAUGGGUUGAAAUCUGUCAUUCCAACAGCAUUAACACUGAGCAUUCUCGGGUAUCCAUUCAUUAUGCCGGAUCUUGAGGUAAGGGGGCUGCAUUAUGACCCAUCGUGUUCCAGAGAGUGUCUCCCUAGUAAAGAGUUCCUACUCCGAUGGCUUGGCAUUAUUUCGUUCCUCCCUGCCAUGAAAAUUAAUAUCCCCAUCUGGGAGUAUGACCAGGAGACUGUCAGCACCACAGACAAGUUCAUUAAGUUCCACCAGGAGACCAUCGCUCCUUUGGUGCUUCAGGUUGCCAUGGAAGCUGGCAACACAACAGCUGCAGUUAUUCGGCCGCUGUGGUGGAUAGCAUCCACGGACCCUGUUGCCCAAAGCAUAGACUCAGAGUUCUUGAUAGGUAACGACAUGCUAGUAGCACCUGUGUUAGACCCUGGUCUCCUGAAGCGGCAGGUCUAUUUGCCAGAAGGCAAGUGGGCAGAUCAGCUUCAUGGGACAACGCUUGACGGUGGUGCAUGGGUAGAGGUUGAUGCCUUACUAGAUCAGGUGCCCUAUUUUACCAGGACGACUUUCAGUAUGUUAAGCAAACGGAGGAUUAUAAUCGCCGUCGUAACGGUGGUGUUGCUGUGCGCUGUGGCAGCUGGCGUCAUUUGUGCUGUUGUAUUCACCGUUGGCCGAGAAGACCCACCCGCAACAACUUCUCCCAUCUCCCCGCCUGCCAUACGGACUGUAGUCGACGUGGAGGCAGCGACCGGGAAAGUUGCCAUCAAAAAUCUAAAAGGAAACACUGUGUUGAGUGGCACUCUUGCGGCGAGCUCUCCUACCAACGUGAACGGUCUUGAAUGCUUCGCCGAAGGGAAUAGGCUCUGUUAUGUCUGGAAAGACACAGCAGAGGUCAACAUCGAAUUAGUUGCCUCCGAAGAAAGGGAGGACUCCCCGUUCACUUGUGCGCACAUUGUAUGGGAGUCGAUGGUUGCUGGAGUACCACUGCGGGACUGCUAUUCUCUGAAUGGGGCUCACUGGUACGGGAGCGCCGAGAUGUUCUACCAGCUGUGGCCGAUCGAAAAAUGGAACGAAACCACCACCAUGUAUGUGUCUGGGGACAUGUACGCAAAUUGGCAGGAUUACGGAUCAGUUCUGGACAGGUAUUGGUUGUCAUCUCGAGGUGUUGCCAUUCGGGCCAGUCAUGACACUCCUUUGCACGUUAGCCUGAAUAACGAUGACGACAGCAUGGUGUGCUUUCAGAGCACCUAUGCAAACUCCUACUACCCUAACCCCGAAAAUAACUUGCAACGGCUGGACUACACAGUCUGUACGCAUGACGACGUACGCCAGGUGCACGAUGCGGUUUGGCGCGAAAUGGGCCCAAGUGGUGGGAAACCUGAAGGUUUACCAGAUGAAAGAAUGAUCAAGUCUCCUAUCUGGUCAACGUGGGCGAGAUACAAAAUCUUCAUCAAUGACAGUGUGGUGAAUGCAUACGCAGAUGAGAUCACGUCAAAUGGGUUCAACAACAGUCAAAUAGAAAUAGACGAUGGGUACUCCUUUAAAUACGGAGAAUUUGAUUUCGAUCUGACUAAGUUUCCCAACAUGAGAGAUACAGUUCAAAAACUUCAUGACAAGGGGUUCCGCGUAACUCUCUGGGUGACCCCGUUUGCUAAUACUGACACCGACGCGUAUCAGGAAGGUAAAGAGAAAGGUUACUGGGUAACAAAAAGGGGGCAGGAUGAGGGCGUGGUCAAGUGGUGGAAUGGCUUGGCCGGGAUGCUCGAUGUCACCAACCCAGAAGCCGUGGAAUGGUUCGUUGGCAGACUAGAAAAACUUAAACAGGACACUGGGAUCGAUUCUUUCAAGUUUGAUGCUGGAGAAACUAACUACCUUGUCGAAGAUUUCCAGACAUACUCACCAUUAGUGAAUCCUUCUGAGUAUACAAAUCUGCACUCCAAGAUGGCCGCACGCCUCGGAAGUCAAAUCGAGGUCAGAGCGGCCUUUGAGAAUCAAAAUCUUCCUAUCUUUGUCAGGAUGAUGGACAAGGAUUCUCGCUGGGGCUGGGAUAACGGACUGAAGACCCUCAUAACCACGGCGCUAACAUUCAGCGUGCUGGGCUAUCCUUACAUCCUCCCGGACAUGAUUGGUGGCAAUUCCUACGAGACUGAAUUCCACGGACUUGAAGUGCCGCCGCGGGAGCUCUACAUACGCUGGCUGGAGAUUACUGCUUUCAUGCCGGCUAUGCAGUUUUCCAUUUCACCCUGGCAGUACGAUGACGAAGUGGUGAGAAUCUCCAGGAAGUGGGUGUCCUUUCAUGAGAACUUCAUCACGCCGAAAUUGCUAGAUAUCGCCCGGUCUGAGACCAUCGUGAAGCCCGGUCAGCCGCUGUUAAGACCCUUAUGGUGGAUCGCACCAACUGAUGAAGUCUCUCUCAAGAUAGACACCGAGUUUCUGGUUGGGGAUGACCUGCUGGUAGCUCCCAUCGUCAAUAACGCUACAUACUCCAGAGAUAUAUACCUCCCUCCAGCCGAUGGUCUUUGGAAAUACAUGCCACAAGGAAAUACUUUGGAAGGUGGGCAGUGGCUGAUCGAUGUGCCGGUUCCUCUUGAUGAGGCAGCUUACUUUAUCCUCGAAAAAUUCAGUUAACUGAAAUAUUGAUGCUAAAAUUAAUAUUUCAGAAUCCAUAUUUACGUGGCCUAUAUUCUUGGAUGCCCAUUACUUAACAUUAGUCCUGUGAAUUGCCCAAUUAAAUUAACACAAAAGUACAUGGAUGUCUCUGAAUGGUUUACAGUGAGCCUUAUCCUGACACUGAGGGUGCCUUUAUCUGCGGUAUAUUAUCUGUACACAAGUAAUAAUUCGGGAGCAAGUCCAAUCUAAGACCAUAGUUAAACAUAGUUCGACUAAUUCUCAUCAAAUGCACGCUAGUCGACGCUGGUAUACCAGCGUACCAAAGUUGGUCGUGUUGUUGGUUGCCAUAGCCAUUUUUAAUAACACAGUGUAGAAAGAAAAAGUGGCGGAAAACAGAACAUAUAAGUUCGUCACCAGUAAAGGAUAAUUUUCACUUUUAUUUGUUAUAGUUUGCCCUUCCUAUUGCCACCAUUUUCCCCACGGGCCUAAAGGACUGGCAACGGUUAACUACAGUCAUUUGCACUAAAACUGCGAAUGCGCUCGGUGCGUCACGAACCAACCACAAGUUAACAGCUGGUCCUAGAUUGAAUUUGUUCCAAUUAAUUUUCAGAAAUCGAUUAUGUCUGAUUGGUUAAAAAUAAGAUCGCACCGACAAAAUCAACAAAGAAGCACAUAGCACUGACCUCUGGCAGUAAGACUUCUUGCAACUAUGGAUGAUGAGGUUGCUCAGAAGCUGAAUUGUUCCUGAUCUUACGUCAAUGAUUUGCUUAUACAUAUAGAUACUUAUAGUAGCAUCAUCAAUAUAUUCCAAAAAUCCCUGGAAUUGUUGUUAGAAAGGACUUGCUCACUGCACGUUUCAGAGAUUCAGUUCAACAGAUUUAGUCGUGCACGCCCUUCAAAGUUGUUAUUUACUUUUCAGUUCCACCCCCCUUCGUUGUCAUUAAAACUUAAACCUUAUUUAUAUUGGUCAGUGAUGGCAAGCCAUUCUGAAGGAAAUCGAUGAAUAUCUCAAACGUACUGCAUACUGUGUAUAUAUUGAAUGGCAUUAAUUUUAAUCUUGAUUUUGAACAUUGCAACUAUAUCUCGUACAACACAGCAGAAACAUCAACACCAUCAUAGGUAUAGUGGUGCUGCAGUGAUAAUCACCUAAAAUUAAUGUAUAAGCCUUAACUAGAAAAUAAAAAGAUAUAAUUGCAAAUUCCAGCGUUAAUUGUUAAACGUGCAUUAAAGAUGAUUGACUGUGUUUCACGGUUAAUUGCAAAUGCUGUUUCUAUUUGUCAAUUUAUGUUUCCCCACUAACCUCAAACGUCUAGUCUCUAUAGAAUGUCCCGACUCUUAUAAAGUUGUAUUUAUUUCCCCCUUGUGUACUGUUAGCAAGGAGUUCAUAUAUAGCUGCACGAAACAUGACCUUUCUCAAUGAUCAUCGUAUGAUGUGCCAAAAAUAGUGGACUCUUUGUGAAGAUAUAAAACGUUCUUCAAGCUAGGUUCAUCACGAUGAACGUACAGCGAAGUAUUUUUGGUAGGUCACUAUUUGUUUUUCCUUUCACGAACUCGGCAGUGCAAAUUGACGCAGUAAAGCACUUAAGCACAUGAUCAAAGAAUAAGAGAAAAGGAUAAGAUAAUUAAACACAACUGUGAGAUACAUUGACAUGGGCAUAAAUUCUGGGUUUAUGGAUACGGCGCAUGCUUUAUCAGUACAAUCCUUGCCAAGUGACUAGCCGCGGAUGAGACCUUGUAGUUAUUUAGUCCCCUCCAUUUUUAAAUAUGGUUACAUGCAUAACCACGACUGGGAUAAAACAAAAAAAAAUAGGCUCUCACUUGUUCAACCGAGCAUUAUCAGAUUCGGGCUGCCUGCAAUCUGAAUAUGUCGUUUAGGGCUUGGUCAGUUUCUUCUCCCGUCGAAAAUACACAGGGCACACUGAAAACAGCCGCCGCAGCUCUGUAUGGAAGCCUGACGGUUUCGGGCAUGGCUUGAGAAUCGGUUCACGGUAUCUUCUCCGUCGGAUCACGCUCUGCUUUCGUACCAUGGUUCUACGCACUCUCAAAUCUUGAUAAAGAAAAAUGCCCCUGGUUUUACGAAUUGUCCAGAAAAUCCCCUGUCAAAAAGUGGAGUAAAGUAUUACAGAUAAAUCUUGAUCA